Hordeum vulgare subsp. vulgare (domesticated barley) is the source of this 1422-nucleotide messenger RNA. RefSeq lists its product as uncharacterized. Bases 107 to 1138 code for a protein of 343 amino acids. Lineage: Eukaryota; Viridiplantae; Streptophyta; Magnoliopsida; Poales; Poaceae. The record is from RefSeq and is a predicted model, not a curated record. The transcript has 4 exons.
AGCUACAUUAAUUCAAUUGUCUUCCUUGUGCUCACCUAAUCCCCUUUUGCCGGCCCCGUCCCCUCGCACACAAGGAAGCAUAGAAGGAGAAGCAGCUGCUGCUGUAAUGGAACAAAAUCCAUGGAAGUUUCACAGCAUCGUACGCUAUGUGUUGCUUUGUGUGGCGAGCAUUCAUGAGGCGAUGCGGUCUAUGUGGUCUCGCAGAGACGCCAUCCACUCCGACAAGCCCAUAUAUCAUCUCCCCACUGUGAUGCUUGUUCGAGCUGAUGGGUCAAUCAAUAACAACACUCGUAUAAAGGAUUCUUUUGAAGUUCGAUUCCCCAUGACAACCGCAACAAAGGGAGACUUUGAUAACAAGAUCGGCUCCCAUACGAUGCAUGAACGGGAGAUUUUCAGUGCACGUCACCAACUCUUCUACGUGAUGUUUUUUGCUGGCCAUCUGAUUGAUCAAACACUUGCCUGCCUAAAAUCUACGCUGCAAACAAGCAUCCUGAAAAGGAAACGGAGGUCGCGCUCCGUAUCACGCACGGAUAGAAUCGCUCGAGAAACUCCAGCGGGAAGUACUGGCGGUCUGUAUCACGAUGGAAUGGGUGACGUUGACACCCUUCCAGCGGCAUCUCUACACGUACAGAACAAACUGAACAUAGUUUCUCGCAAGAAUGGUUUUGAAUACUAUACAGGAGGCUUGGAGGAUGUAGAUGUAAUUCGGGAACAUCAAAGCAUCAUAGAGGAAGCGGAGAGGAAAACUGCAACAACCUGGGUGGUCGCCACCGCAGCUACACAGCACGCGACGGGGAACCGUGACCUCCUAUCCGGUUUAACGCCCGAUCAACCGGGCCGCUUCGUUCUCUCGGCCGACGGAGCGGCGCCCAUGCAGGUCGUCGCCCACGGCUGUGUCAUCACAAACACGGUGGUUCUCCCCAACGUGCUGUACGUCCCAGGGCUCACGGCUAACCUCGUCUCUGCCAGUCAGCUUGUCGAGCUCAACUACACCCUCGAGUUUAGCCGUGGUGCGUGUCAUAUCAGGAGUGCCGCCGAUGGCACCAUCGUCGGCAAAGCCAGUGUUGUUGGAGAAAGUGGUUUGUUCGAGUUGGACUUCCUGAAAGUCCUGCCUUCAAUAAACAUGCGCGUUCUUUGAAACAUAAAAGCGAGGAGAUCUAAUUAUUCCUCUUACCUAUGCAUGUUUGAGUAUAGAAACUCAUGGUGGCAUGUAAUUUGAAUAAGUGCAUGGGCCUGCAGCUGAUUAGUAUGGCCAAAUGCAGCUUCGUAUUGGGCGUGUAUGCCCUAACAAACUAAGAAACCAUGCUUGGUCAAUUUGAUAUACAUGUAUCCCCUCGAAAAAAUAUUAAUAGUCCAUGUAUGUAGUAUAUGUUGGAAAUAUGCCCGAAAGGCAAUAAUAAAUAGUUAUUAUUAUUGUUUCAA